Molecule: messenger RNA, 787 nt
Organism: Sphaeramia orbicularis (orbiculate cardinalfish)
Lineage: Eukaryota; Metazoa; Chordata; Actinopteri; Kurtiformes; Apogonidae
Product: histone H1-like
Exons: 1
Coding region: 8-643 (211 amino acids)
Biological process (GO): nucleosome assembly
Cellular component (GO): nucleosome
Molecular function (GO): DNA binding; structural constituent of chromatin
Source: RefSeq, a predicted model, not a curated record
AGAGAAGAUGGCAGAAGAAACUCCAGCUCCAGCUACUACGCCGGCGAAGGCACCUGGCAAGGCGAAGAAAAAGAGCUCUUCCCGGACCCAGAGCUCCGGUCCGAGCCUUCCGAAGCUCAUCCUCGCCGCCGUGGCUGAGUCUAAGGAUCGGAAAGGCAUCUCAUCAGCCAAGCUCAAGAAGGUGUUGGCUUCCAAAGGCGUCGAUCUGAGCAAGUCCAACAAACGCAUCAACGUCACCAUCAAGUCCCUGGUGAGUAAAGGAAAACUCAUCCAGGUGAAGGGAACCGGGGCGAGCGGCUCAUUUAAACUGGCCAAGGAAACCAAAGCGGAGAAGCCGAAGAAGAAGAAACCGGCCACUCCCAAGAAGAAAUCUGGUAAGGCCAAGAAGGCUGAUGCCAAGAAGUCUCCAGCGAAGAAGAAGCCAGCCGCGAAGAAGGCAGGUGGAAAGAGCACCCCGAAGAAGAAGUCAGGGAAAAAGCCGGCGGGGAAGAAGCCAGCUGCCAAGAAGCCAGCUGCCAAGAAGCCAGCUGCCAAGAAGCCAAAAGUAACCAAGGUUAAAGUCCCAGCGAAGAAGGUCCAGAGGAAGAGUCAGGUGAAGAAGUCAGCCACGAAGAAGGGACCAAAGAAGGCAGCGAAGAAAUAAAGUGAUGUUGUAAUAGACACACAAACCAAAGGCUCUUUUAAGAGCCACCACAGCCUCCACUAAAGAGCAUUCCAUUCAUUAUGAUCUAUAGUCAGAUCACAGGCAUGGUGGAAGUACUGAAGUACAGGGUUCCCACUAACAUGA